Tetrapisispora phaffii CBS 4417 is the source of this 1935-nucleotide messenger RNA. It is a transcript of the gene GRC3, whose product is annotated as polynucleotide 5'-hydroxyl-kinase. The record is from RefSeq and is a predicted model, not a curated record. The transcript has a single exon. Gene Ontology annotation, cellular component: nucleus. Gene Ontology annotation, biological process: cleavage in ITS2 between 5.8S rRNA and LSU-rRNA of tricistronic rRNA transcript (SSU-rRNA, 5.8S rRNA, LSU-rRNA). Gene Ontology annotation, molecular function: polynucleotide 5'-hydroxyl-kinase activity. NCBI's taxonomy places the organism in Eukaryota, Fungi, Ascomycota, Saccharomycetes, Saccharomycetales, Saccharomycetaceae. Bases 1 to 1935 code for a protein of 644 amino acids.
AUGAAUGGUGAUAGUUUGAAUAUAUUGAGUUACACGAAUGAAGAUUCUGGCGAUUCAAGUGACGAAUUCAUUGGCUCUUCGACAGAAGUUUCAAGGGAACCUAUAGAUUUUAUAAAUGAAGCGAAUGAUAGUGAUAAAGAAGAAUAUGAAGCACACGAUAAUACUUACACAUCAAAGGACCAAAAUAUAACUAAGCCUUUAUCAAAAAAUAAAUUUCAAUUUUUUGAUCCUAAACUGAACAAUAAUAUAUUUAAAUUACGUGACCAAAAUGAUAGCAUGAUAAUUGGCUUAGCUAAAAAACAAAUGCUAUAUAUAUCUGGUAUUUUUCGAUUGCAAAUAAUUAAAGGUGGUAUAGUUUAUAAUAAUAAUCACUAUGAUUCAUCAACAUCUGGAUUUACCGUAUGGCAUCCUCUAGUGUCCUCUAUUGCUGCCAUUCAGAGUUCAUAUUUUUCAGGAUGGAAUGAAUAUAUACACAUAGAGGAAGAGUAUAGAGAUAUUGUUGAACUUUAUUUAAAAGAAUUCACCUGUAUUGUUAAGAUAUCCAAUAGUAAUAAAGAACUAGCGUUAGAAAGCUCUAGAUUAUAUCCUGAAUUUGCAGGUUUUUGGAAUGAUAAGAAGUUAUGUCACAAUGGUAGCUCUAAAAAAUACACAUUUACAAUUCUGAAUGAAUUUAGUGACCAUUUUAAUAAAUUAUCAAUAAAUCAGGAAUGGAAUUCAGUCAUGGAGAUGAUAACUAGAGAUUUCAAGGAGUAUAAAACUGAAUUGAGAAUAUUAGUUUUAGGAGGGAAAAAUACUGGUAAAUCAAGUUUUCUAAGAAUAUUAUUGGAAAAUUUCAAAGCUGAAUCUCUGAAAAAGAAAAAAACUGAAGACAUCUAUUACUUUGAUACAGAUCCUGGCCAACCUGAAGUUUCAGAUCCCGAAUGCAUUUCAUUAAGCAAGAUGUCAGUCCGGAAUCGCAUGCUUGGCCAUGCUUUCAUCAGGAAUGACAUUGAAAUGAUAAAACAAAUAUAUCUUGGAUCAUCCUCACCCCAAGAUUUUCCUAAUGAAUAUUUAGCUUCAAUAAGGAAAUUGCUUGAAUCUUUUGAAAAUAACAUUAAGAAUGCUACAUCAGUUAUAAACAUGCCAGGUUGGAUUAAGGGAUUUGGUACGGUUGUUGUAAACUAUAUUAUAAACAAUUAUAAACCUACUCAUAUUGUUAUUUUAGAAACAAAUAGUUCGAAGAACAAUACUGAAGAAAUUAAAAUACCUGCAGAGUAUGAAGUUGAUAGUUAUGGAGAAACUACUCGACCUUUUGUUUUUAAGAUUAAUGCUCACUCUCAGAACCCUUCUGAAAAGGUCCAUAGUAGUUUAGCCGCAUCUCAUAUAAGGACAUAUAAAUUACUUACUCAUUUGCAUGCAAUUUCUUGUUCCAAUUAUGAAACUGAUUUCGAUUUUGAACCUUUGGUUCAUAAAGCACCUUUACAAAUUUCAUAUGGUCAUUCUGGCAUUACAGGAAUUCAAUUUUUGGAAGAAUUCUCAAACUUAAAUAAAGAAGAUAUUGAAAAUUCAUUAGUAGGAACUAUAGUUGCAAUAAACACAUGUGAAACGUUUAACGGCAAUGCGGUAGAAUUUGAAGGCUCCUUUCCAAUUAUUAAAAAGAGAUUGCACAAUAUGAAAUUUUUGACAUUAGCUUUAAUCCAUUCUAUUGAUAUUAAAAAAAGUAUAUUGAACAUAUAUAUACCAGGAACUAAAAGGAAGCUAUUAUCUGACAACAUUAAUAAAACUUUAAUAAUCGAAAGGAAAAAGACUGAAACGCCUAUUCAAGAGUUGAAUGUCAAUAUCAAAAAUUAUGAAAAUGUAAAUAAACCUUUUCUUUCAGCUGCUACUAGAAAAAAACAUGAACAUGUUUGGAAAGUACGUAAAAAUAUAAAAAGGCGUGGUCAUCGCAUGAAAUGA